This is a messenger RNA of Sceloporus undulatus (fence lizard), 2083 nucleotides long. RefSeq names its product family with sequence similarity 189 member A1 (gene ENTREP2). The record is from RefSeq and is a predicted model, not a curated record. Gene Ontology annotation, cellular component: membrane. The transcript has 10 exons. The coding region runs from base 54 to 1448 and encodes 464 amino acids. Lineage: Eukaryota; Metazoa; Chordata; Lepidosauria; Squamata; Phrynosomatidae.
GCGGGGGCCGGGCUCCGGGUCCCCGGCUGCUGCUGGCGCUGGGAGUGGCCCAGAUGGGGCUGGGGGGCCUCGGGGUGGCCCUCUCCUUCGCCGCCCUGGCCCUCACCACCUCCGCCCGCGUCAGGCACUCCUGCCCCUUCUGGGCCGGCUUCUCGGUGCUGCUGUCGGGUCUGAUCGGAGUUGUGUCGUGGAAAAGACCUCUCUCCCUUGUGAUAACCUUUUUCAUGCUUUUGUCAGCUGUCUGCGUGAUGCUGAACUUAGCCGGCUCCAUACUCUCCUGCCAGAAUGCCCAGCUGGUGAACUCUUUGGAAGGGUGCCAACUGAUUAAAUUUGACAGCGACAGUGUCUGCGUAUGCUGCGAGUUACAACACCAGAACUCGGGUUGCAGCUUGGGCGAGAUGCUGAAACUGAACCCCUUGCAGGAAUGCAACAGGGUCAGGCUGACUCUAAAGGACCUGUUGUUCAGCGUCUGCGCUCUCAAUAUCAUCUCGACGAUUGUCUGCGCUUUGGCGACUGCCAUGUGCUGCAUGCAGAUGGUCUCCUCUGACGUGCUGCAAAUGUUCCUGCCCCAGAGGUCUCAUUCUGCAAACCCAGAUUGCAUGACACCACAUGGGAUGAUAGUGCAUCAGACCCUGGAUUUUGAUGAGUUCAUUCCGCCAAUUCCUCCUCCGCCUUACUAUCCACCUGAGUAUACCUGCACCCCUGUGAUAGAAGCACAAAGAGGGCUCCAUUUGGACUUUCCUCACUCGCCCUUCAGUACUUUGUACGAAGUGUCCAUCAACAGCCCCGGGAUGCUUUAUCCGACUGAGUUGCCUCCUCCUUAUGAAGCGGUCAUUGGACAGACAACUGGAAACCAAGUCAGCACUAUGGAGCAGCAGGUCAUAGAGUCCAGCAUGGUAGAGAGAAACCCUACAACAGAUUUUAGCAGCCAAGUUCCUGUCUGUAGUCCUCAUGUGGCUGCCUCUGCUUGCCAGGAUGCCGGAAACCAUCUCUUGCCGACUGGAAAACCAAGGGACCCCCCGAAAGCCGAACAUUCCCGGAAGCCCAAGGCCUUACAGACCCUCUGCAAGGAACGGCCCCACUCCUUGGUGGACCUGCAGGCUUACAAGGACACUAAGAUCUUGGUAGCCAAAUUUUUGGAGCACUCAAACUGUAACCUGCCUCCGGAGGUGCGUCAUGUGGUAAACAGCAUCCGGUCGGUCAUCAAGUCUGAUGAGCGACACAUGGAAGAAGCCAUCUUCAGUGCCAACAUUAUUGACCAGGUGAUGACAAGCUCCCAGCAGACUGUGGAUACCUCACGAAAGCGACUUCAGGAAGACCUCCACCUCCAGAGCUGUGGGGCACUGAGCUCCCCGGUUGCCUUCUUACGCAGGGCCCACGUCGCCCGCACCUUCGAGCGGGGAAGGCCCCACAGUUUCAUCGGCCUUUGCCGAGAGACCAUCCUUUGACCCUAAACAAAUGGUUGGCACCAUUGCGGAGGAGUACAGGCCCACUCAAAGAGACCUUGAGGAUCCAGGGCAACUCACGGAUGGCUGGGAUUGGGGUCGUCAGCAGGAGAGAGGUGGCAAAAAUGAUCCAACAAACACCUUCUUCUCAACAAGUCUUCCUUUCGAAGUCCCUGUCUGGAUGGAUCUUCAGUCUCAAUGGCCAAAAAACAAAGGCCCAUGUUCAUGAAUGCAUCUUCAAGCGACAACAUUUGCACAAAGGGGAAAAACCCCCAAAACUAAACGGUUUUGAAACAGAACAAGGAAAACUGUCAAGUGCUCAUUCCCCCGCUAUGCCAAGAGUCAAGAUGCUAAAAGUUUCAAGCUUGGAGAGGUUGGACAGAGACUGUUGUGUUGCUGAGCUGCAACAAUGCUAUGGUACAACUUGGAAGUUGUAUUUACUCCAUGGUACCUCAAAAGUGUUUUAACUAAAUCGGAACAGUGUUUUAAUAACAAUGAUGAUGAUGAUAAGAAUAUUGAUGAUAAUAAUAAAAUUUUUUCCAAAAGGUAUCCCUGGACUUUUCCUCUUUCAGAACUGAUUUUCUGUAUCAUCAGUGGAUGGAUUGUCUGUCAGGACAAGAUGUGAGUGUGUUUACUGU